CCACUCCAUUAAUGUCGGUUCCCAUUCUCCCACUCACGAUGACCCCAAGACACUCGAGGAAAAAGAAAAAAGCAAAAGGUAAAAAAAAAAAAGCACAUAAACAAGCUCAACAAAACUCUUCCAGAAUCAAUCAGAGCACAUUUGAUUCCAAGAUUGGAUCCAGUUUCUGGUGGUCUAGUUUCUCUGAGUUUUGGUGAUCGAGCAGAUUAACAGGCAGAGUUUUAAGAAUGUCGACAGUGGGGAAUUCAACAAACAUAUUUUGGCAAGAAUCACCCAUUGGGAAAGCUGAAAGGCAAAAGUUGUUAAACCAGAGGGGCUGUGUGGUGUGGAUCACAGGGCUCAGUGGCUCAGGGAAAAGCACAUUAGCUUGCUCGCUGAGUAGAGAGCUGAACAACCGGGGAAAGCUAUCAUAUAUUCUUGAUGGGGACAAUCUUCGUCAUGGUUUGAACAAAGAUCUUGGUUUCAAGGCAGAGGACAGAGUUGAAAAUAUACGCAGAGUCGGAGAAGUAGCAAAACUCUUUGCGGAUGCUGGUUUGAUCUGCAUCGCCAGCCUCAUAUCGCCAUAUAGAAAAGACCGUGAUGCCUGCAGGGAAAUGAUGCAGGAUUCAUCUUUUAUCGAGGUUUACAUGAACAUGUCUCUACAAUUGUGUGAAGCAAGAGACCCUAAAGGCCUAUACAAGCUAGCGCGUGCAGGAAAGAUCAAAGGUUUCACAGGAAUAGAUGAUCCGUAUGAAUCUCCCUUGAAUUGUGAGAUAGAGCUGAAAGAGAAAGAAGGAGAGUGUCCUUCCCCUGUAGCUAUGGCUGAAGAAGUCAUCUCUUACUUAGAAGACAAAGGUUUCCUCCAAAACGAGUAACCUUCAACAUAAUCCAACGGCUGGGAUUAGUUUAUUUUCCUUUUCUUUUCUGGUUGUUCCCUGGUUAUUACUCUCAUAAAUAUAUAUAUAUCCCCAUCUCUUUCUUCUCAAACCUAUCAACUUUUCUAUACUGAAUGUCUGAAACUCAAGUGAUUCAACGGCAGAGUCUUACCAAGCUAAAUCAGAAUAUUGCAGUUACAUUUGUUAAGGUAAAUCACACCAAUUUGAAGUAAGUAACAAGUCAUUCCAUUGAGGAUGAUCUAUUCAAAACCCUAUACAACAACGACAAAGACUACUGCCAAUAUUAUUCUUCUGAAUUUGAUACUAUGGUGCAACGGUUAUACUGAUACACUUAUGAUAGAUUGAUAGUGGAUAAACUGAUUCAGAAAAAAAUAUAGAUCUUAUUCGAAUAGCUUGUAAAAAUAGAGGGUUCUUUUUGCAAUGUUCCCUAAAUGUUUAGAUUCUGAUGAGUUGUGCAAUAUAAAAAAAACAAAAAACUCGAUCCCGGGGGACAAUUUAGAGACAAAAGAUGGUGUUGAAUAGUCGAUUGGUGGAGACAACGGUGAAUCUAUCGACAGAUCUCUGGCAAUAUGUUGCUUGUAACCCCGAGAGACUUCCUCGCGCCACCGUGCUCAAUUUCAUCUUCUGCAUCCCUCUCCUCCAACUCCGCCGCCUCGCUUCCUCUCUCGGACCAUACCUCUGCUUCGUUUCCGGCACCGGAGUCGAUCGCCGUACUCAUUUCGAUUAAUUUCUCGGCGUAGUUUCCGCGAAUCGUCUGUUAAAUUUCGACUUUGAUUCUGUAAAUUUUUUGUUUUGAUUGUAAUAUUGUAAUCUCAGUUUGUUUGUUUGUAAA
Capsella rubella is the source of this 1707-nucleotide messenger RNA. Its product is annotated as adenylyl-sulfate kinase 3. Gene Ontology annotation, biological process: sulfate assimilation. The record is from RefSeq and is a predicted model, not a curated record. Gene Ontology annotation, molecular function: ATP binding; adenylylsulfate kinase activity. NCBI's taxonomy places the organism in Eukaryota, Viridiplantae, Streptophyta, Magnoliopsida, Brassicales, Brassicaceae. The transcript is spliced from 7 exons. Bases 228 to 854 code for a protein of 208 amino acids.